GUUGUCUUCCUCUCCUCCUCCCCCCUUUUUUUUCGUAUAUUAAGAGAUGAGUAGUAACAAAAAAAGAAAAGCAAUAUUACCUUUACAUAUCGAUACAACAUCAUUCACUGCAGUACAAUCACAAAACAGCAUAUACAAUUUUUGGAGGAGAUUAAACAAAAGACAAUUUCCAGUUUUCAUCCUAUUGACUAUUCUCUUUUUUAGUUUAUUUUUAAAUUUAAUUCAGUAUAAUCAACAAUCUUUACCACGUAAUGAUUUAUUAGUUUUACAUGACUCACUACCACCAGUGCCAUUAACAGCAUAUCAUCAUGCUGUCAUCAUUGCUGGUCAUGCUAUAUAUAAAGGGCCAUCUAACAUUGAUGGUAUAACAAAUGAUGACAACUGGGUUUUAGAAUCAUAUCAACAAGGAGGACAAGUUCAGACAUAUAUUGAGCACAUUAAAAAAGGUAUUGAUAUACUGAAAGAAGAUUCCAAUGCAGUUUUGAUAUUCUCAGGGGGCGAAACACGACCAACUGCAGGACCACGAUCAGAAUCUUUCUCAUAUUGGCAAAUUGCACAAAUACUUUUAGAUGAUGAUAGUGAUAUUCCAAUAGAAUUAAAAUCAGGCUUGAGUGAACGAAUGUUAACCGAGGAAUUUGCAAAAGACUCUCAUGAAAAUUUAUUAUUCUCCAUUUGCCGUUUUGCAGAGAUGACAAGCAAUUAUCCAAAACAGAUUACUGUAGUUGGCUUUGAAUUCAAAAGAAAACGCUUUGAGGACAUUCAUAGACAUUCUAUCAGAUAUCCAAUUGAACAGUUUCACUAUAUAGGUAUAGAUCCCAAAGACGAAGAUCCUUCUCGAGAAGAAGGCGAAUUAGUGAAUUCAUUAAGACCAUUUGAAAAAGAUUUAUAUGGCUGUCAUGGUAGUUUAAAACAAAAGAAGGCACUUCGAAAUCCAUAUCGUCAAAGACAUGCAUAUGGGGUUUCUUGCCCAGUUCUAGCUCCACUCUUAAAUUAUUGUCCUUCUAAUAAUGAACUUUAUACUGGUCCAUUACCUUGGAUACUCCAUUAAUUUAUAAUUUUCCUGUAGAUAUGCAUAUACAGUUCAACAAGUUACAUUACAUAAUAUUAUCAAUAGAUUUAAUACUAAGUCAUUAUUAUGCAUUUUAGCAUAAAAUUAUUUAUCUACUACUAAUAAUUUUG
Molecule: messenger RNA, 1179 nt
Organism: Cokeromyces recurvatus
Lineage: Eukaryota; Fungi; Mucoromycota; Mucoromycetes; Mucorales; Mucoraceae
Exons: 4
Coding region: 47-1048 (333 amino acids)
Cellular component (GO): cytoplasm
Source: RefSeq, a predicted model, not a curated record